AUGAGGAUGGGGGCGGGGGGCUGGAACUAUAUCCAAGGGCGCUUGGGCGGCCGGACACAGCAGGCCACGAUUAUUCUGGCAGCAGCAGCUGGUCUUAGCUAUGUUGGGGGAUAUGUCAUUAAUACCUACAAGAGCUAUGACAACUUCCUGCAAGACAAGUACGCUCUGUUGCCAGCGGUGAUCAUUAUUUGCGUUGCCAUAGUAAUGUUCAUCAUUGGGUUGAUCGGCUGCUGUGCCACCCUCCGGGAGUCACGAGUUGGACUGGGGCUGUUUUUGGCCAUUAUUCUGGUUAUCUUUAUUGCAGAAGUGUCAGCUUUUGUCUUGGGGUUUGUUUACAGGGAAAAGGUUAAAACUGACGUGCAGGGCACAAUGCGUUCGGUCUUCCAAAAGUAUGAUGGGAAAAAUCCAGAGUCUACGGUUGUGGAUUACUUGCAAAAACAGCUUCACUGUUGUGGGGUAAAGAACUACAGUGACUGGACGACCACACAGUGGUUUAACUCCACGAGUAAUAGCAGUGUCCCUCUGAGCUGCUGCAGGCAAGAUCUGAACAACUGCACGGGGCGUCUGGAUCAGCCACAGGAACUCAAUACACAGGGCUGUGCGGAGGAGCUGGAGUCUGGGCUGCAGAGUGUACUCAGCUAUGCUAUGCUUGUAAUCCUGGGGUUUGCCAUCGUAAAGUUCUUUGGCAUGCUGAGCGUCUGUGUGCUCACUUGCAAGAGAGAAGACAGUGGAUAUCAGCCUCUUUACUCAGGGGUGUUUGCUUGAUAAAAGGCAAAGACCUUUUUUUUUUUUUUUUUUGCUUCCUGAUGAUAAAAUAGAUUUGUAAAGAUGAACGUUAAAGGACAAUUUAUGACCUUUUUGUUAAAUAUUUUAUUUUAUUUACAUGAAACGGAAAUCACGUAGUGUAUUGGUUUGGAAAAGUUUCUUGUGGGUGUUGUGUGAAAUGACACUCAAAAUUUAGUGCUGUGUAGUAACUCACCCUGUUCUUAAGCACUGCAACUUCCUGUAAGGUUAUUUUAGGUUUGCCCUUGUGACUUUCUCUACAGAGCAACAGAUGCUGUAGUAAACUCCAGGAAGAAAUCUACUUCUGCAGUUUCUUUCUGUACCCUAAAACACGCAGAAAGAAACGUUAUUUUUAAAUCACUAAACCGACUGAGAAAGCAGGAGGUAUUCACUGACUGCACAAAUAUCAAAUCUUUCUCAUGACAUGGUUAAACAGCAAAAGAAAUUUUUUUAAUAGGAGGUUUAAAUAUUCCUUAUAAGCCCAGGGAGCUACGAGACAUUUCUCCUGUAUCUGGUGGUGUUUCUUUUGUUCCUCCUUGUUACGGUCAUAUUGUGUCAUUCAGUUUAUUGGGGAGGUUGUUAGUGCAAGACAACCCUUUGGAGCAGCGUUUAAAAACUAAAACAGAAAUUUGCGUUGUCUUUUGGAAUAGCUAGCAAAUGUGAACAACCCCAGGUUAUGAGCGGGCCUGUAUUUUGAGCUUUUGGGCUCGGGGCAUCUCUAGUUUGGGGUUUUGUUGUGUUGUCUUUUUUUUUUUUUUGGAAACUAAAAAUUGCUUAUGAAGCAGGGCUUUUGAUUCCCCCCCCCCCUUAUACUGAUGCUUUUAUAUUUUGCCUGCACAUAGGCACACUUUCUUUCUAUUUAAUGUAGAUGUUGCAAGAGUUAUUCAGACGGAUACAGGCUGCAAGGUGGGAGCUGCAGGAAUGGCUAUGUAGAAAGAGGACUCUGGGAGGGUUAGUGCUGGGUUCCCUGUCUCGGUGAAGAUCUGGCUGCUUUUCACCGUUAAAAAUAUUAAGGUGACACAUUCUUGCACUGGAUAGUUGACCCAGCAACUUCAAUAACCUAUUGUCUGGCAGUGUCACAUGAUUCUUUGUUUGCUUUUCUUUUUUUCUUAAAAGAUCUGCUUAACGUCAUCAUUUCUUGGAUUGCAUCAUCUCUUUGAAAAUGAUCCUUCUUUAUCACAUUUGUAUGUUAAUCUGUUUCUCAGACCUUUAGGGAUUUUUGGUUUUAGGUUUUUUUUUUUUUUAGGACUAAGAUGUGGGGAGGGAGGGAGCUUUGAGCUAUUCUUGAUUAGAGGAUUGUGGAAAAGAAGCAGCGUGUUAUUUCUUUAAAAGGAUAAGCAGUCCCUCCUGUAGCAAACACAUAUAUAGCUAUUUAGAAAAAAGGAAUUUGGCCUAAGUGUAAGCUGUUUUUCUUUAUUUCCCCCUCCCCUUAAAAAGGAAUUUGGGGUAAGCGUAAGCUGUUUUUCUUUAUCCCCCCCCCACCCCAAAAAGAGAUGGAAAAAGGAAUGUUUGGAGGGUGAUGAUGAUACUCUAUAGGAGACGUACCAGUAUGAGUAUGUGUACAUGUUGAAAGUGUUUUAAUUUUUAUUGAGGGUUUUGUCUUCUGUUUAA
Struthio camelus australis is the source of this 2394-nucleotide messenger RNA. The record is from RefSeq and is a predicted model, not a curated record. Lineage: Eukaryota; Metazoa; Chordata; Aves; Struthioniformes; Struthionidae.